Giardia duodenalis is the source of this 2775-nucleotide messenger RNA. Its product is annotated as Ankyrin repeat protein 3. Lineage: Eukaryota; Fornicata; Diplomonadida; Hexamitidae. Gene Ontology annotation, molecular function: protein binding. The record is from RefSeq and is a predicted model, not a curated record. Bases 1 to 2775 code for a protein of 924 amino acids. The transcript has a single exon.
AUGGCGGACUCAUCCUCUCAGUGGUUCGACGCCGUCCAUAACAGAGACUACGAGCUUAUUCGGGACCUGAUCGGUCAUUGUGCCUGUACUAGAAACAUACACGGUCAGACAGCCUUGAUGGUGGCAGCCAUUGCAGACGAUGAAAAGAUAGUGAAUCUUCUUCUCCCUCACGAGGCAGGCCAGCUGGACCCACAGAACCGUACUGCACUAAUGCUUGCUACGCUAGCAAGUAGUCCGGGAUCGGCACAGCUCUUAGCACAGAAGGAGAAAGGUAUCCUCUUGCCAGACGGCCGAAAUGCCAUGAUGAUGGCGGCAGGCUACGGGGCGCAUGCCGUGGUGUUAGCAUUAUUACCAUUCUUUAGUUAUGAAACAGACAGAGAAGGCAACACAGCUCUUGACCAUGCAGCCAUCGGGGGGCAUCUCGAGGUAGUGAAAAUUCUCGUCCAGCACCUAGACUUCUCUGUAAAAGACAUUUCUAGAGCCCGCAAACAUGCUUCCAAGAAUUCAUUCACUCAUGUGGAAGACUUUCUUACAUUAGCUCUUGAUGAAAGGUACGGAGCCAAGAACACAGUAACCACCAUGACCCCGUACACACCAGGCCGCAGCCAAAGCCUUAACCGUGGUUUCUCAUCAGAAUAUCGAAGCACUCAAAGCCAUUCUCAUCAAGCAUCUAGUUCCUAUCGCUCUCCUCUCACCACCUUUAACAAAGUGAAUGCACCGUGCUUCAACACAGCUGAUGUAUCCUCGACUUAUUCUCUUCAGGAGCUUAUUCAGGAACGUGAAGAUCAAAUCAUUCGACAAAACGAGCUGAUUGAUCAGUUAACCUCAAAGAUUAGUCAGAAAGACGCAGAGAUCGCACAUUGGCAAGAUAUUAUGUCAAAAGUUAAUGCCUCUGCUGCCCAGUACGAGCUCGAGGAGGAAGAAGCUGCAACGUGCAAUCCGGAGGAGGACGUUAAUGUUCUUAAGGCUACCAUAGAAGUGAAGAACACAAAUAUUCAGAGAUUACAGAGUAAGUUAGAUGAGGAAGCAUUUCAACACAGACUUAUGAGAGCUGAGCACGUGGAGCUCCAGGAUAAGCACGAGCGCCUUAUUAUGCGAAUACGAAAGCUACAAGAUGAACUCUUUCAGCGAGAUUCCAGUGGUAUCAAUAUAGGUAAUGUCUUGUAUUUGCAAGAAAAGAUAGAUCAACUCGAGAGCGAGCUUGCUGAUGCAAGGUUUAUUUUGGGAAACAUAGUCGACGAAAACAAGUUUUUGGCGGAAGACGCCCAUUUGCAGGGAAAUGAGACCGUAGAAGAUAUUUUGAGACUGGAAGUGAAGCUCUUGAAGCAUAAGUACAUUCAGCAGCACCUUAAGCAUGGAGCUGCCAUCAAAAAGGUACAAGACAUGUGUGAGAGGCUGCAUGGAAAGUUUAACGAGAAAGAACGAGAAGUACAAAAAGAGAGGACUGCACUACGUAACGAAAAGAUGUCUAACGACCGCACCAUGCUGUUAAAUGAAAUUGAUGAAAAGGAUGCAAAGAUCAGGAGACUUGAGGCAUCUCUUGCAACGGCACGCCAGUGCUCAUCAUCGAUGGCGGAUACCCUCUCAAGUGGUGGGGAUCUAAGCACCCUCCUGGCAGAAAUAGAUCGUCUUAAGCAGACCAUAACGGCAAAGGAUGAGCAGAUGCUUUCUUUGUUGAAGCAACUAGAGGAUAGAAACAAUCUCCAAAUAGUCACAGAGGUAUUUGAUAUUGAUAAGAAUCAACAAGAUGAAGUUCUUAUUACGCAAUUAAAGGAAGACCUAAACAGUGCACGGGCCACUAUAGCGCAGUUACGAGCGGAUGCUCAUAAGAAUAAGGUGCACAAUAGUAGUAUGCAGCUAACCGAGACAACUCGUCAUAUUGCGUACACUCCAAAGCAGUCUUCAUCUCCUCAGUAUUCUCCGGUCCGUCUGGCACAACAGGAGUCCAAAGGAAUCUCACCUCAAAGAUCGGGCAAAACUCACCAAGAACUGAUGGCACUAUUAGUCGAAAAAGACCAAAGAAUCGCUGAACUGCAGAAGGAGCUUGAAGAUCGCACGAUCGAACUUACUAGCGAAAGAGAAAAUACAUAUGUACAGGCAACUACUAUAGCUCGAAAGCUCUCUGAUGCCACAGACAGUCCCAAGGACACGAUACAAGUUUCUCACUCGGACCUUAUUAGUUUCAAGAACCUUAUAUAUACUCAGCAGCAACAGCUAUCAACCAAGGAAGCUGAAAUUGUGACACUUAAGAACGCUAACCGACGUCUUCUCAAUGAGCUUUCUCAUGAACGUGCAGAAGCUCUGUCGCGCAUAAAGACGAAAGUCUCCGCUCUUGAAUUCGAAAACAGAGACUUGCAACAUGAUGUAUCUUUAGCUCGAGACACAGCAAGCAGUUGCAUGCGUGAGCUGCAGAGAAACACUAAGCAGCCGUCAUCCAUCAAUCCGGACUAUGCGCUAUCUCCUAGUCUGCCGUUUCAUCUGACAAGUCCUACUCAGAUGAUGAGCCAUUUGAAGGAGGACAGUGCACCUGCUGAAAGUGUGAAAAGCAUGACUCCCUAUGCACCGGUCUCCAUGCCAACGGGCCUCACAGCAUCAGAAGUACCAAUAUGCUCUGACGAUGCGCCAUCAUAUGGAACACCUGGCUCUGAUGACAUCUUGGGUAUGUCGCGCUGGUCAAGUGAUUCAUUACCCGUUCAUACCACAAAGCCAGCAAAUGCUCUAGGAGUUAUUACAACGACAGCAGGAAUUAACGGGGGCUCGAGCGGAAAGAUGUAA